Molecule: messenger RNA, 780 nt
Organism: Neurospora hispaniola
Lineage: Eukaryota; Fungi; Ascomycota; Sordariomycetes; Sordariales; Sordariaceae
Exons: 2
Coding region: 1-780 (259 amino acids)
Source: RefSeq, a predicted model, not a curated record
AUGGUUCUGCGAUCGCUCAGCACAGCCCUCUUCCUGCUCUUUCUCCUUUCAGAGGUCUCUCUAGGAUCAUUGGAAGGACCACCCAGACAUGAGCAUGAGAUCCGUGACAUUCCCAGCGCCCUAACCAGCACUCAAACCGAGAAUGAAACCACACAAUAUCACUAUACCGACUCCUUCUCCUCCCUCCCGCCAUUAUGGCCACCACGACCAACACCACACAGCUCAACAACGACGACGACAUCAACAGAAUCCGAUCCAUACCCUCACACAGAUUCCUACACUCCCAGCAGCUGGAACUUCAGCACACCUAGCACCACUUGGAAUUGGACCAGCUACUCCGACACGUCCACCACUGCGCCCUCGAACUUCACGACACCUACUACCACUUGGAACUUUACGGUCCCCUAUACCACCUGGUCAAGCUACUCGGACACCUGGGGGGACCAUAACACCUACCCAACACCCAGCAGUCCUGUCACAGAUAAGACCACGACCAUCUUCGUGAUGAAAACCCUCACUUCCUUCACCACCACCGUCGUGUCCAGGACUGUCAAGCGGUCUACAAAACAGCCAAUCACAACAUCCAAUUCUUUUACAUUCAAGACCACCCCGUUUGUCAACCUGACGACGUUUACCUCCCCCAAGUGGACGACGGUGCCCAUUGCUUCGCUGACGGGAACGCCGUUUUGUUCGAACGCGGCGGACCCGCAAAAUGGAGUUGGAAAUCAUUGUGUUUGUGAAAAUGGGGAGACGCCUUGUGCUUAUACUACUGUUGGGUAG